Passer montanus (Eurasian tree sparrow) is the source of this 565-nucleotide messenger RNA. RefSeq names its product myosin heavy chain, embryonic smooth muscle isoform-like. The transcript is spliced from 5 exons. Lineage: Eukaryota; Metazoa; Chordata; Aves; Passeriformes; Passeridae. The record is from RefSeq and is a predicted model, not a curated record. The coding region runs from base 69 to 557 and encodes 162 amino acids.
GCGGCCCGGGGCCGAUGCGGAUUUUGGGGAGGGGUCUCUGCUGCUCCAGAGCCCCCCCGGUUUGAGCCAUGAUGGGCACGGGGGACAGCGGGGGACCGCGCAGCCCCCCCGGGCUGGCACAGGCCGAGCGCCGGCGGGAUCUGGAGGCGGAGCUUCGUGACCUCAGCAGCCAGGUGGCGGCACUGGGGCGGAGCCUGGCGGCCGAACGUGGGCGGAGCCUGAUCGAGGGCGGGGCUCUGCGGGCGCUGGAGAUCGCGGUGGGCGGAGCCCAGGCCCGGGUGGGCGGAGCCUGCCGGGCCCUGGACCGGGCCAAGGAGCGGCUGCGGCUGCAGCAGGAGGCGGGGCAGGUGCUGUGGGCGGAGCUGGAGGCCGCGCGCGCUGCCAAGGCGGGGGCGGAGCUCCGGGCUCAGGAGGCGGAGUCUCAGUGCCACGCCCGGGGGGCGGAGCUGGAGCGGCUGCGACAGGCGGUGCAGGCGGCCCAGCAUUCCCGGCGGCGGGCGGAGCAGGAGCGCGACCAGGUGGCGGCCGAGGUUGGCCACGCCCCCCCGGCCAGGUGAGCUCGGCC